AUGCUUCCCACGUCUGCAACUCAUGGCGCCAACUCAUCCUCUCCGCCUCGUGUCUCUGGGGAAGCCUCAUUGAUAUCGGGAAAUGCCCUCCUCACCGUGAAGGGCCGGUUCCCGAGCAGCGAUGAAAGUGCGCGAGAAUUUUUCUCUGAAAUUCUUCAUCGGAACUGGUCCAGAAUCGAGAAUUUGAACAUCGAAAUCCACAAGAUGGGGUCUAUAUCGGACGAUCUGGUCCGCAAAAUCUGGUACCCCAUCUCCGAGCCAUCAAAAGCAUUGAAGGUGUUCCAGGUAUCGAACUUCGGUUGUGCGCAACCACUUUCAACGCACGACCGAUUAUUCGGCGAUGUGGCUCCAAAAUUGUGGUCUUUUCGAUGUCUCGGAGCUGAACACACAACUUUCAUCAACGCUCCAUGGCUCGUCCAACUACGCCUUCUGGAUGUCAAUGGACCUCUCGAGGCAUCGCCACCCUUAUCCAUGUGGCUCGAACAACUCAGGAGCAUGCCACAGUUGGAGUCCCUCAGCCUACGCGAAGCAUUCUCAGCCAUCGAAGAAAGUGAAAUUUCCUCAAUAUCACUCCCGAUCGUUCAACUACCUCAACUAUCGGAUCUUACUCUAUGCCAUGAACUCUUCCCAGUCGCGGUAUUUUUAGGGCACAUCCACGCCCCGCCACAAUGUCGAUUGAGGGUAGUGAUCACGAACUGCCAAAUGCCCCUUUCAUCACCCGGAACGUCCAUGAUCCAUCGUAACCUUUCAGCUUACGCCAAGUUGUGGAAAAGCCACACGCUAAAUUUCACCGUAACGUACCAAAAGGUAUUACUCCGGCAAGACUCUCUGCAUCGCAAGUACCACCCGCUCUUCGAAAUCAUCUUCUUCCCCGACAACGCAGGGGAUUUCUCUCGAAUUUUCACCUGCUUGAAUGCCUUUCCGCCUAGCGACUUGGUUCACAUUACGACAUUAAACCUACAGAUGACUCAAAAGAUGCAAUCCCGGUAUCGAUAUUCAAAACUUUCUCGCCUCACUUCCCAACAUUGA
Cyclocybe aegerita is the source of this 1029-nucleotide messenger RNA. Lineage: Eukaryota; Fungi; Basidiomycota; Agaricomycetes; Agaricales; Hemipholiotaceae. The record is from the annotation of a GenBank genome assembly.